Molecule: messenger RNA, 636 nt
Organism: Dermacentor albipictus
Lineage: Eukaryota; Metazoa; Arthropoda; Arachnida; Ixodida; Ixodidae
Source: RefSeq, a predicted model, not a curated record
AUGUCUCCGCGGGGGAAGUACCGAACCCUUUCUGUGAAAGAAAAAUUGGCAGCCAUAGAAGAAGUUGAGGCUGGAGUGAAGAAGACUUCUGUGGCAUUGAAGUAUGGAAUCACAAAAAGUACGCUGACAACGAUUGUGAAAGCGAAAGACAAGCUGCGAAACAACGCAAGCCAUUUCGCUCCCGACAGAAAAAGGCUUAGGGAGGCGGCGCAUCCGGAGCUUGAGAAGGCAGUUUUUCUUUGGCUGAAGCGCGCUCGGAGCUGCAGUCUACCAGUAAGUGGACCAAUCCUGCGAGAGAAGGCCGAACAACUGUCUUUGCGCUUUGGAAUUGAAGACUUCAAGUGUAGUGAUGGAUGGGUGUCGCGAUUCAAGGAGCGACAUGGCCUCACUUUCAAAACAGUAAGUGGAGAAGCGGAAGCGGUCGAUGAGGCGGUUACUACCGACUGGCAGCAGACGCGUCUUCAGAGCCUACUGCUUGAAUACUCCCCGGCUGACAUUUAUAAUGCUGACGAAAUGGGACUGUUCUUCCAAGUGCCUUCUUCAGCAAACAUUGUGUCGCAAGGGGGAACGUUGCACCGGCGGAAAGCUGAGCAAGGAGCGGCUCACAGUAAUGGUUUGUGCCAAUAUGGAUGGUAG